GUGACAAGUUUACGUUAUAUUCACUCGUUUGAAGUUCUGAUACUGACUCGAUAACCGAUUUCGCUCAUAGAAGCGCGGGUUUUAUCGUUAGCGAAUGCACUUUCGCGAUUUUCGACAUUUGCCAUUAAUUUCGCUCGUGGGUAGUAAUCUUGAUGCUGGAUCGAAGCAAUCGUAUAGAAUUGCUUGUUUAUUUUUAUCAACUGUAGACGGGAGACGACAGGUAACGUAAAAACAAAAUUCAAACAUUCAUUCAUCAAAAUUAUUCCAUUUUUUUACCAUUUCAGCGUUCUCUCUUCUUACUCGCUUUUUAAUAAUCUCGUCGGCAUUCGUGAAUCUUUUAUCCAUGAUUGAAUUAUCUCAUUUUUAAUUGUGUAACGUGUAAAAAUUUUCAAAUUUAAUUACUAUCAGUGAAGAUAUUUAAAAAUAUUGAUAGUUAAUUUAUUUCAAUUUAAUGAAUAUUAUAUUAUUUUAAAAAUAUUUUUUAAUAAUUUUUGGUCAUCUAUUUAUAAUAUCUAUUUAUUAAGCGUAAAAAUAAGUUCUGUUGUUAUGAUGUUAUAAUGUAAUCAUUUUUCACGAAGACCGAGAAAGAUUUACUAUUAUCUUUAUAUCUUUAUAUAAUGUUAUAUUUUUUUUAAAAUUUUUAUAUAAAUAAUUAUUUAAUUUAAUAAGAAUAACAAUAAUAAUAACAAUAAUAUGUUCCACGAUAUUGCGAAAUAGAAGGGAAAACACUUCAGUAUUGCACUAUUGUAUAAUAUUUGAUUAAAUAUUAUAUUAUAUAUUAUAUUUAAUAUAUAAUAUUAUAUAUUAAAUAUUAUAUAAGAUAAAAGAUAUGUACAAUAAAAAUAUUAAGAUGAAAAUAUUAAAUGAAGUAAGAAAGAAAAUGAAAUUUUGAUUGUAUAUUAAUAUGGACAGAUAUUGUUUCCGGAUACGUCUUUCGGAAAUCUGUAGGCACGAUCGAAUUUGACUAGUUCGAAUGUAAAAGAAAGAUUAUAAUUUUAAAAUAAUUUCAUUUACCAACGUUUUGGUCAUUAAGAGAAAAAAAAUAAAUCAAAUCAAACAAGCAAGUCAAAGAUGAAACUUCCUGAUAUACGUUUACGAUUUGAUAAAAUAAAAAUUAUUCUGUUGGUGCAGUAAAGAGAAAAAGUUUGAACCAGGGCGGGUCAUUAGAGAAAUUGGCUUUCUUUUUUAACAAGUUCUGGUUUAAGGUGUGUGAAAAUGCCGGAUACUAAGGCAAUUGCACAGCUGACAAUCACAACGUGAGCAGUUGUUCGUUUCGCGGAUCAUCCGGGGGAUAAUGAUUACAGAACAGACCUGGAGCAUGAUGCUGGACAGUGAUGUCGCGGGCAUCAAUGAGUAAGUAUUUACCUUUUCCAUUACUUUUCUUUUAUUUUUUUUACACGCGAUGAAAAAAAAUGAUAGUAGGUACAUAAUUGUAUCAUGCAAGAAAGACACUCAAUUAUUUCUUUGUUUAAUGCGACACAUCAUUAACACAAUAACACUGUUCGGUUGAGUAUUUCCCCGAGGAAACAAUUAUGGAUCAAGGCUGUGAAGAAGCUAACUUCCGAGCGGCUGGGGAGGGAAGGAUUGGCGGCAUGGGAAGACCGGAAGUCCAACAACGAUCCGGAAGUUCCAGACAUCAACGAAACAACCGAUCCAAUCGAGGAUGCGGAUAUUUCUACCGACCCGGAUGUAGUUCUUGCUGAGGAGCCUGUUGAUACUGAAUCUCAAGCACAACGAGAUGUUUUCAAGAAAGGCGUGCUUUAUAAGGGAAUAUUUUGUCCAUCGCUGUCAAAUAGCUUUCAUAGCAAACAAUUAGAGACGUCAUAUUUGCAUUAUUCAAAUCGUCAACGGCAGAAAUCAUUGAUCAUGUUGAAUAUCGUUGAUCUUAGCCUAAAGAUCAUUCUUAUGGCGAUAUGGUUAUGGAAGAGAGACAAAAAUAGUAGUGGUUUAGUCGAGUCCUUAUCCUGGGCAUCCUGCUGUAUGGCGGCAAACUUGGUUGUUUGCAUUCUUGGCUGGUGGCGGUGUUUUUCCAAUAAUUAUUUAUAUUGGGCUUCCAUAUUCACUUGGUUACUGAUCAAUUCACAAGGUUUUAUAGGAGCUGGUUUAGAUUUCUCUAGUCAACAACGUCUUAUGUGGUAUAUUUUGUUUGUCGUAUACGCACCGUACGCCAUGUUGCCAUUACCUUUGAGAUGGUGUGUCCUUGCCGGUUAUGGGACAGCUUUAACUCACAUGGUGAUGGCGGGAAUAACUUUAUUACGAGAUCCAACAUAUUUGCAUGAUAUUACGUGCAUAGUUCGUAUGCUAACAACCAACGUCCUUCUUUAUCUUGCAAUGAAUCUAGCUGGCAUGUACACUAAGUAUUUGACAGAUAGAGGACAGAGACAGGCUUUUCUUGAAACACACAGAUCUAUGGAAACCCGACAACGGACUCAAAAUGAGAACAAUCGACAAGAAAAGUUACUUCUUUCUGUUUUACCAGAUUUCGUGGCUAAAGAAAUGAUCCGUGAUAUUGCUCGUGAAACUGCUCGAGGUGGAACGAUCUCUUUCACACCUAAUCAAUUUCAUAGAAUAUAUAUUCAUCGUUACGAAAAUGUUAGCAUACUUUUUGCUGAUAUCAAAGGUUUCACUGCUUUGGCCAGCCAGUGUAGUGCUCAAGAACUCGUCAAAGUAUUAAAUGACUUAUUCGCUCGUUUCGACAAGCUUUCCGCAGAAAAUCAUUGUUUACGUAUUAAAUUACUUGGAGAUUGUUAUUAUUGUAUAUGUGGAUUACCAAUUGCCAGAAGCGAUCAUGCUCAUUGUUGUGUGGAAAUGGGUUUGCAUAUGAUUAAAGCAAUAAGAGAUGUGCGAUAUACAACAAAGGUUGAUUUAAAUAUGAGAAUAGGGAUUCAUAGUGGCUCAGUAUUGUGCGGCGUACUUGGUCUUCGAAAAUGGCAAUUUGAUGUUUGGUCUUACGAUGUAACACUGGCUAAUCAUCUCGAAAGUGGAGGAAUACCGGGAAGAGUACAUAUAUCGGAAGAUACUUUAAAUUGUUUGAAUGAUGUAUAUGAAGUGGAGCCGGGAAACGGAACCGAAAGGGAUAAUUAUUUAAAAGAAAGGAAUGUAGUUACGUAUUUAAUUAAACAGGUGGAACCUUUAAGAUCAAGACGACGAUAUUCUUCGCGACCAAAAAUAUGGUCUGAAGAUGAUAUGAAUAAAGGUAAAAAGAGCUUCAAAUUGAACAAUCCAUUAGCUACAAAUAGUAGUGCUCCAAAUUCCUCCACUGAAGAUGAUAUUGGCGUAGACUGGACACCAGAAAUACCAUUUGAAAACUUAAAUACUGCAACAUCGGUUAGUAAUUUGGAAUCAGAAUACCUUGAGGAAGAAAAUGGUUCUGCAAAGAGUAAUAAAGCUGUGUCUGCUGCAUCCGUUGAAAAAUUGAAAACUGCAGGUCUUGAAACCGCGAGUAAUAAGCGCAUGAGAUCGGCGAAUAUAAAUGCUUGGACUUUGCGUUAUAAUGAUGAAAGUUUAGAAUCAAAGUUUGGUCAAUUACGCGAGGAUAUGUUUAAAUCCAAUAUGAUUUGUUGUUUUGUCGUAUGGAUAUUUAUUGCAAUUUGUCAAGCGGUAAUAUUACCAGACUGCAUUAUUCUUUUGGCUUCGUUACUAUUGACGACACUCAUUUUAGUAGCAUUGUCUAUUCUAGUGAUGGCGGAAGAAUUCAAAACUUUGCCAACAUAUUUACAACACGCUUCUUCGAUGUUAGUUCACAACAAGCAGCACCGAACAAUCUUCAUAUGUAGUGUAAUUAGUUUGAUGGCUUUGACAUCGAUCGUUAGUGUUUUAGCGUGUCCAAUGUCGAUUCGACAAUAUCCUGAAGCUCUGGAACUCCAACAGCAAUCACUAAUGAAUCCAACGUUGCAACCAGAACGAUUGGUAGCGCCAACUGUUGGUCUUGAUCAAUUUAUUUUGACAUUUCUGGAAGCUGCUCUUCGUGAUGAAUCUUCAGAAGAACAAAAGGACAUUUCUUCUAAAGAGAAUCAAACUGUAUCCUAUAGUUCUAAUGAUGAAGAACUACGAACGAAUCUUAUCAAGGCCAGGGCUAGUCUGGCGAAAGGUCAAAGAAGAAAAGAGUUUUUCAGGGAUGAAGACAUCAUCUCGAGAAGAAUCUUGUCGACAUCGGAAACAAAACCUCAAGUGGAAUCUUUGUAUUCGUUGGAUUAUGACGAGGAUAUCGUUUUGGGGACUUGCGUUAGACCGGAAUACAUUGUAUUCACGUGGAUCUUAUGUUUGAUUGCAUUAGCUUCUGCAUUGAAAUUAUAUUAUUUAGUAAAGACGGCAUUGGCUACAAUCAUCGUGUCCAUUUAUGCCGUAUUGAUUCUCGUAGUUUGCAAGGAUUUCUUUACGAUUCCUAAUGAAGAGGAUUCGAUGUCGAUACCUCUUUCGGCACAAAUGCUUACCUUUCUAUUAGUAUUCUUGGUGAUGGUUACAUAUCACGGUAGAUUAGUAGAAGUAACAUCUAGAUUAGAUUUCCUUUGGAAACAGCAAGCUGAAAGAGAGUUAAGUGAUAUGAUUGAAUCACGGCACAAUAACAUGCAACUAUUGAAAAAUAUAUUACCAGACCACGUAGCUCAUCAUUUUUUAACCCAAGACAGAGCACCUGAGGAAUUAUAUUCUCAAUCACGAGAUAAAGUUGGAGUGAUGUUCGCUAGUGUACCAAAUUUUACAGAAUUUUAUUCAGAAGAUGUUAAUAAAGGAAUGGAGUGUAUACGUUUAUUGAAUGAAAUUAUUGCUGAUUUUGACGAACUCCUGGACGAAAAUCGAUUUCAUUGCAUAGAAAAAAUAAAAACAGUCGGAGCUACUUAUAUGGCAGCUUCUGGUCUCAAUCCUUGCCAAAAUGAUAAAAAUAAAGAUGAUAUGGAGCAUUUAUGUAGACUAGUGGAUUAUGCAGUAGCUAUGCGACUUCGUCUUGAAGAUGUAAACAUACAUUCGUUCAAUAAUUUUGAUUUAAGAGUAGGUAUAAGCUGUGGUCCAUUAGUAGGAGGUGUAAUCGGUGCUCGAAAACCUGUAUUCGAUAUUUGGGGUAACACGGUAAAUUUGGCUUCCCGUAUGGACUCUACAGGUGUUAUGGGAAAAAUACAAGUUCCACAGGAUAUUGCUAGAUUUUUGGAAUCGAGAGGAUAUCAGACACAGAAGAGAGGACUUAUCGAAGUUAAAGGAAAAGGAACAAUGGAGACAUAUUUCGUAUUGGGCAAAGGGACUUUGCAACAAGAAAGUUCGACUAAGCAUACUGCAAGGUGCCGAAGUCUUGCAGCAGUUGUUUAUGGUGUCGUUCAAGCACGUCGUAAGCAAAUGCGGGCACUUAGAAGGACAUAAGUAUCAUAUUUAUAUCAAACAUUUUUUUUUGAUUCGUUGGUGCCUACUUAUGUAUGUACAAAUGGUUCACCUUUAAAUUAGCAGUUAACGUAUAAGGUAAGAUAAAAUGAUCGAUUUCUUUAUUUUUAAAGAUAAAAAAUUUUUUAAAAAUUAUUCAUUGGAGAAAAGAUUUAAAUGAAUUCAUAUUUAUAUUUUCUCAUUAUUUUGACAUUAUUAAUAACUAUUGUUAUUAUUUUAUUCUUAUUAUAUUAUUAUUUUAUUGCUUAGAAAAACUAUUUUAAAUAAUUAUUAUAAUAUUAAAUAAUUUAUUUAAAUCUACUUUUAAUAAUUUCGAACAUUUUUUUUCGUGUUAUAAAAAAUUGUUUAUUUAUAAACAAAAAAGAUUGUAUAUUUUGAAUAUUUCUCAGAAAAGUUUAUUCGAAAAAACAUAAUGUGAUAUUUUAUUCGAAUGUAAUUUAUUGCUAGUAUAUUAUAUUAUAUUAUAUUAUAUUAUAUUAUAUUAUAUUAUAUUAUAUUAUAUAGUAUAUUAUAUUUGCUUAAAAUAUUUUUUCUUCAUCUUAAUAUAAGAAUCAUUAGAUAUUUUAGAUGAUUCUUCCAGUAUUAAAAUUUAAAAAACAAUAGACAUUUAUAAUUAACAUAUUACCCAAUACAUUUUCUUUUUUGGAAAAUUGGAUAAUAUAUUAAUAAAUAUGUUCUAAUAAUAUUUAUGAUUAGAUCAAUGUAAAUUAAUUCCAUUUUGUAUCUCUAUUGUUAAAUUAUUCAACUCAUUUUUUUUUUUUAGCAAUUAUAUAGAAAUAUAAUUUUUGCUUUUUGCUUAUUCUAUUAUUUAAGAAUAUUUUAAUAAAUGUAAAAGUAUGAUAAUUAUUAUUUAUAAAGAAUUAUAAAAUAGUGAUAUUUUAUUUUAUAAAUGAAUAUAUUUCAAAAAGUAUUUUGAAUUAAAUAAAAAAAGGCAUUAAAAAAUACAAAGUAUUUACAAAUAAAUUCAUUAAUAGAAAGUUUCAAGUAUACUUCAAAGUUAUUUAUUUUUUAUUUAUUAAUAACUUUAAGUAAAGUUCAUUUAAAUUUUGCAAUUUAAUUUUUAAAACUAAAAUUUUUUAAUGAAAUCAUUAAAUAAAGCUUUAAUUAUAAAAUUAUUCAAGGUAAUAUGGAUAUUCUUGAAGUAUCCUUGAAAUUAUGACUUAUCGACUUUCUAUUGAUAGUUGUAUUUUUAAUUCAUUAUAGUUUUCAUUAUAUAUCUAUUUAUACUUAAGUUAAAAUAAAUUUUUUUAGAAAAAAAAUUUAUUUUCUUUAAAUAAAAAAUGAUAUAAAACUUUUUUAAAUAAUUAAAACUACGCAAUUGUUGCAUAAUUAAAAAUAAAUUUUAAUUUAUAAUAAUUUACAAUAAUUUUGAUUAUAGAAUUAAUCGAUAAUCUUACGAAUCAAUUUUAUGUUCAACAUAUUAAUGAAUUCCAAUAAAUUUUUAAUUUAUUGGAAUUCAAUAUUGAUAUAUGAUUAUAAUUGAAUUAUAAUAUGACACAUUCGUUGUGAUAAAUAUAAAUAAAUUAAUAAUUAAAAAGACUAAAAUAAUUAAUUAAAUAUACUUUGUUCCAUAUAUAAUGAAUGACAAAGAAUUUCCUGAAUUUGUUGUUGAAUUUGAUUUAAUUUUAAGUUGAUAUGUUAUGAGGAAAUAAGAAAUAAUGCAAAUAGUAUUUUUGGGAAAAGUCAAUUUAAUAAUAAUUGCAGGGCAGCAGCGUUUGUGUUGAUAAUCAUAAUGUACAGCACAGUCGAGCUCUGUGUAACUCUAUAUUACAUUAUUAUGGUAAACACAAUAUAUUUUAAUUAACUGCAAUAAUAAUUCAUGAUAAUAAUAGUUGUAAUGAUAAUAAUAAGGCUAGCUACAGCAUGAUCUCCCGCAUAAAAGGAUCACCCGAUCCAAACUGUACACUUUUACAACAUACUUCAUAAUAAUAAUCUAAUUACAUUAAUUAUAAUUAGGUAAUCAUUACAAUCUGAACCUAAUUAGAAGAAUGUUUGCGACACGUAGGAGGGACCGCAUGCCUUGACUUUUCGAGAAAUUAAUGCGAAAGACUAAAAAAAACUCAUGUUCCCCAUAUAUUUUCUCUAUUUUAAAAUUCUACGUAUUCCUGUGUCUAAAGUGAGGGAAGUUUUGUGUAUGAAUCUACAUUGAUUUCUCGAAAGCAAAGGUAUUUUUCUUUCUUUUAAAAUGUUCUUUUCCAUUCUUUCUUUUUUUUUUCAUUUUGUCUCUUUUUUCAGGUAUAAAGGCACUGUACACGUAAACAUAUAAUAUUAUAGAAGAGCGCUAUAGGCGGUCCAGAUGGUACUUUUUAAACAGUAAAACGUGCCCGUUUAAAAAUAUCAAUAUGAUCUUUUUUCUUUUUUCCUUUUUCAUUUAUUUAUUUUUUUCUUUCAUUGUUACGAUGCUACGCACUUAAAAUAGGGAGCGGUUUCCUUCGAUUCUAGCUGCAUUGGUCAACGCUAUAUUCUCUUCGAUAUUAUAUCUUAAACAUUAAGAAAAAAUAUAGAUGACUAUUAUAUCAGAAUGUGCAGAAUUCACGGUAACUAUUUAGGAGGAAAUAAUUGGUCAAUGCGAUCAGAAGUUAAGAAAACGCUCCGGUUUAAAGGUGGGAUUUGUUUAUCACAAUUUGGCAGUGAAUGUUUUCACAUUUAAAAUACAGUUUUACAAGUUUUAAGCUACGUGUUUUGUGAAUUAGGUAUCAUAAUUUUUUUCGUUUUCAUUUUCCAUGCUAUGGUUUGCUACAUUUCGCUUUACAUUACAGACGAAUUCGAAAAUAUUAUUUCUUCUUUGUUAUAGUCAGUUGUACAGAAAAAAUAAACUUUUUUUUAUGUUUGUUUUGUUAACUUCAUUUGGUAAGUCAGAACUUAAACACUUCAUAUAUUAUUUAGCGAAAAUACGUUUUAUGUAUGUCCUUUAAUUUUUUGUUUUUGUUAUUUUUUCCUUUGCUUUUCGAAGUAUAUACGCAAUUUCGUAUGUGCGCCAUUUUAUGAAUUUUAAAAUAUUUCUGAAGAUGAAAUGAUACAAAGGAAUUUCUUAAUUUCUUUUGAUAAUUUUCUAGCAUUUGUGCGCAAUACUAAAUUGCAUAAUUUUCUAAAAUUCACCAAUGUUACAUUAUUCCUUGAUCAGUAUCAAAAUACAAGACUUUGAAAAAUCUGCUUAUGUGCAGAAUAAACAACUGAGUGAUUAUUAUAAAGAUGUAUUUGUUAUAUAAUUCUGCUCUCCUACUUAUUCUCUGAUUUUACAAAAAUCAAAUAUUUACAGUUACUUACAUUUUAUUAAAUGAUAAGUUAAUAUAACUACUGUUCUCAAGUUCUCUGACUUUUUUCCAUUAAUUAAAUUUAUUAAA
Messenger RNA from Apis cerana (Asiatic honeybee), 8711 nucleotides. It is a transcript of the gene Adcy8, whose product is annotated as adenylyl cyclase 78C. The record is from RefSeq and is a predicted model, not a curated record. NCBI's taxonomy places the organism in Eukaryota, Metazoa, Arthropoda, Insecta, Hymenoptera, Apidae. Gene Ontology annotation, molecular function: adenylate cyclase activity. Gene Ontology annotation, biological process: intracellular signal transduction; adenylate cyclase-activating G protein-coupled receptor signaling pathway; cAMP biosynthetic process. Gene Ontology annotation, cellular component: plasma membrane.